Molecule: messenger RNA, 739 nt
Organism: Quercus lobata
Lineage: Eukaryota; Viridiplantae; Streptophyta; Magnoliopsida; Fagales; Fagaceae
Product: mitochondrial inner membrane protease subunit 1-like
Exons: 5
Coding region: 131-664 (177 amino acids)
Cellular component (GO): membrane; mitochondrial inner membrane peptidase complex
Molecular function (GO): serine-type endopeptidase activity
Source: RefSeq, a predicted model, not a curated record
CAAUGUUGGUUGCUGGAGACCGGAGUGAGUAGACUCAUCCAUAGCUGUUGGCUUAAUCAUAUUUUGAAAUUGGAACUCAGGACUUUGAAGUAGAAAAGAGCUUAGCUUGAGACACUGAGAGAUAUCAGACAUGGUGGGGCUUGUUGGGAGACUGUGGAACUUACAAUAUAAGAGCAUAGUGAAAGAAGCAUCGGGAAAAACCCUUGCAGUGGCAAAGUUCUUCUGCGUCCUCCACAUCACCAACACCUACCUCUGCACCUUUGCCCUUGCCUACGGUCCCAACAUGGUCCCGACCUUCAAUCUAACUGGCGAUAUGUUCCUGGCAGAGCGGCUCUCCAUCAAAUUAGGCAAAGUGGGCCCCGAAGAUAUUGUCCUCUUACGCUCUCAAAAAUCUCCUCGAAAAGUCAUGGUGAAGCGCUUGUUGGGAUUGGAGUCUCAUUCUGUCACCUAUGUUGUCGACCCCAUGAAAAGUGAUAGAUGUGACACUAUUGUUCCAAAGGGACAUGUUUGGGUAGAGGGAGACAACAUCUAUAAUUCCAGAGAUUCAAGACAAUUUGGUCCUGUUCCCUAUGGCCUCCUUGAAGGCAAAGUAUUCUGUAAGAUAUGGCCUCCUAAAGAAUUUGGAUCAGUGAUGAAGAGCGGAAUGAAGGAUCCAGAUUUAUAAGGCUUUGUGGUGGAUGCUAUUUAGCUUUACGAUACUAAUAACAAGUUACCUUUGAUGUCUUUUCCUGGACUUAUG